This is a messenger RNA of Taeniopygia guttata (zebra finch), 1652 nucleotides long. It is a transcript of the gene CD200R1B, whose product is annotated as cell surface glycoprotein CD200 receptor 1-B. Gene Ontology annotation, biological process: regulation of neuroinflammatory response. Lineage: Eukaryota; Metazoa; Chordata; Aves; Passeriformes; Estrildidae. The record is from RefSeq and is a predicted model, not a curated record. Gene Ontology annotation, molecular function: signaling receptor activity. Gene Ontology annotation, cellular component: external side of plasma membrane.
AACACACCUGCAGGGGAAGAGGCAGAGAGGGCACAUCUACACCUCUCGCUGCAGCCAGUCCCGGUCACUUCGCAGCCACGGACAUGUCAGGCUACCGAGUUGCACAAUGGGGAACAACAACAACUAAACGAUUUGUUAAAAAACAGCAAAAAAGCCUCAUGCAAGGAAGAAGAACUGUCUCUUUGUAGCUGUACUGUGGGGCUCUAAGGAGCAGAGGAAGAACAGUGGCUCUGGCUUCAGGAUCACUGGCAGGAAUGCUGGGGAACUCACAGCAAGCUGGACAGUGCAAGAAAUCCUUCUCACCCACAAAAGCAAUGACUACUUUGAAAGUUGUCAGGAAGAGCAUUUGCACCAUUGUCCUUCUCACCAUCGAUACAGUCACAGGAGCUGCAGAGAACAACUCCUCAGUGUUAGUGAUGACUGUAGGUAACAGCUCAGUUCUCACCUGCCCUCUCAGAGGAAAUAUGACUAUGCUAAAAUGGACAAUAAGCCCCAAGGCUGGAGGCCCUUGCACCUUGGUAUACAGGGUUGAUACAAACAGGACACACAGAACAAACUGCAGUGACAACAUAGACUGGACAUUCCAAGCAGGUCUGCCUCCUGCCCUUGAGAUACGGCAAGUGGGAAUCGCCCAGGAGGGAAAUUACAGCUGCGAAAUGGCAACAACGGAAGGGAAUUUCCACAACACCUACCACCUGACCGUGCUGGCCCCCCCGAGGCUGAGCCUGUCCUGUGAUGAGCAGGGCAGCCCCGUGUGCGAGGCAGCGGUGGGGAAGCCGCCGGCUCAGCUCUAGUGGCUCCCAGAGGGCAGCUCCCCUCCAGAGGAGAAGUGCCACGACAACGGGACAGUGACUGUUCUCAGCAAGUUCAUGGUGUGUAGUCCCAAUGUCACCAAUGUGACCACCUGCAUGGUGUCCCACCCAGCUGGGAACUGGAGCCAGUCCAUAACCUGCUGUCCCUCAGAGAAAAGUGGAUGCUUUCAUCCCUGUGUCAUCAGCCUUACUGGCCUCAUGAGUCUCCUCUUCUUGCUGGCUGCUUUUGAGCUCUACAUCUUCUUUAAUAGGACAAUGUCAAACCUGUGCAAACCAAGGCAGCUUCCACCUGCAGAGGUGUCUGGGCUUGAGCAGAGAUGAAAGAAAGUCCUGUUAAGUGUCAGUGAUGUGGCCUGCAGCAAGAACUCAGCAGUAGCAGAGCACUCAGAAGAAGGAAGCAAACAUCUACAGUGCAGCCAGUGUAAUUGUGCAGAAGAAUAGCAUGCAAGCUGGAUCCUCCCCAACCCUGUCAGCUCUGUCUUCCAUCCUCUCUCUAGUGCAACUACAGAUGUUGUUACCACGCUUGCAAGUAUCAACCUUUCUGUACAAGGUCAGAUCUAACAUAUAUGCAAUUGGAAAUUAACUCAUGUUGUAUAAAAUUAGGUCAUUCCAUUUCAGGUGCCUUGUAUUGUAGUAAUUAAGUAGCAUGUCUUCUAGAAAAAAAAAAGAAAAAAAAAAAAGAAAAAAUGUUUGUGUGUAAUAAUUGAGCAGCAGCCUUCCCAGGACAACCACACAGAUCUGAAGAUAAAUUUGAGCAACUCUUAUCUUUGCUAUAAAAAUUUUGAAGUGUUUCACUACCAGCUACAAAAAUAAAAACAAAAACAAAAACAAAAAAGGAGA